Molecule: messenger RNA, 330 nt
Organism: Triticum turgidum subsp. durum (durum wheat)
Lineage: Eukaryota; Viridiplantae; Streptophyta; Magnoliopsida; Poales; Poaceae
Source: the annotation of a GenBank genome assembly
AUGGCGACGCUCCGAUCCGCCCUCCGGCACCUGGCACCGGCCGCUCACUUCCUCAGCAAGGGCGGCGGACGCGGCAGCUCUGGGCCUAGCUUCACCGCCUUCAGGCGGAAGCAUUCCACCGGCGGCGGUGUAUUCUACAGUACGAUACUGUGGGACGAACCCUUCAAUUUGAAAACGCCGGUGACCUGGUUCGCAAUCAUCGCCACCGCCAUAGGAGCUACUUACAGGAUAAAGGUGCAGAUGAUUGAUCAUGAAAAGCAGAAGGCAGGUGGACAUGCUGAGGGGAAGAAAAAGAUAACAUCUGAAGCAUCUGUGCCGUCUUCCUUUUAA